Triticum aestivum (bread wheat) is the source of this 773-nucleotide messenger RNA. RefSeq lists its product as uncharacterized. The record is from RefSeq and is a predicted model, not a curated record. NCBI's taxonomy places the organism in Eukaryota, Viridiplantae, Streptophyta, Magnoliopsida, Poales, Poaceae. The transcript has a single exon. The coding region runs from base 116 to 403 and encodes 95 amino acids.
GCGUUCUCACAGUCGCAGUUGCUCCCUGCCUUGCUCCCGCACCACCAUUGCAGGCUGAGCUUGAGCUCGGUCGAUCGAAGGACCCUUCACUUGCAGUGGAGCUCGCGGUUGAGCGAUGGAGCCGGUGGAGUCGGCCAAGUGCGAGUGCUGCGAGCUGCGGGAGGACUGCACGCGGGGGUACAUCGUGGGCGUGAAGGCGGACUUCGGCGGGCGGUGGCUGUGCGGGCUCUGCUCCGAGGCGGUGAGGGAGGAGGGCAGGAAGCACGGGAUGGAGGCGGCGCUGCAGGACCACAUGGCCUUCUGCGCCGGCUGGUGCCGCGGCAAGGGCCCCGCGCUCCGGGUCGCCGACGGCAUGCGCCAGAUGCUGCUCCGCCGCCGCCGCCCCAUCUCCAUCUCCAAGUGAGGCCAAGCCAAGCGACCCGUCCAUCAUUCACGGCGCCGGCGACGAACGGAUCGCGCCGGCGGUGACAACAAGGAGAGCACCGGCCGUUGCAUCCGGCGAGUGUUGUACGAGCCCCGGUCGAACAAGAUCGACGUAAUAAGCCAAGGGUUCAUAUGUAUUUGUGCUAGUAGUAAUACGGAGUAUGUAUGUAUGUAUGUAUGUAUGCAUGAUGUGGUAGUAAUAAUCUUAGCUAGGCUAGCUAGGUUGAAGCUGCAUUGCACCAUUGGCAGGUAGCUGAUGCUGGUGCUAGCUUUGCUCAAGCCCCGGCCGGCUGUACAAAAGGGAGGGACCCAAUAACAUGAGAGGAUGUGACGAUGCCUGCCGUCGAUUA